AGUUUAUAUAUAUGCUAUACCCUACUGCUGUAGGAUAUCCAAAAAAAAAAGUUUCUAGUCUACAUUUAACUUGAACGAAAGGAAAAAGAAGAAAGAAAUCGUCUGAUAAUUUUUCUUUUCUUAAAAUCUCCUCCUUGAACUAUUUGAACGGUUGCAACUUUCAGUAACUGUACUUCAAUCGUACCUUGCAUUUUUUUCUAUUUCAUUUUUUAUGAACUUUGACUAUUGCAUUAUCUGUGGAAAUGAUACCGAUGACCAUUUGUAUUGCUGUGACCAGUGUAAAGCCAAUGAUUCUACAGAAUACAGAAGGUCGACGGAUCAAAGCAACUCGGUGGAACAAAACCUUCAGCUGCUCUCUAUGGAACACUUGAGUUACUUUUGUAAAAGACCAACGACUAUUCCUCAGUUGGUUCGUGCUGCAAUGUAACUACUAGUCAUAAGGACUCCUUGAUUUUACGACAAUUUCUAUGAUUUAUUUCUGAAUCGAUACUCUUAUUUACGAGAGAUAAAGUUGAGAUUUAAUGCUGCCCUCUAUAAGCAGAAAGGAUGGAAGUUAAGCAAAUGAUUUUGAACAAUGUCUAAUGCUUCCUUUAUGGGCGGACAGGCAAGAGCGAUAUUACAGAAAGCUCUUAUAAGGAUACUGGAAAAUACUAUCUACAACGAGUAUAGUGGUAACAUUUCCGUUACUUGAGUAUUAGCCAUAAAGGCUAGCCUGUUUGGUAUACCUCCCUUAGUUUAUCCUCCUUCCUUGAGGGUAUUAUUAUAAAACCGUAAAUUAUAUACUAAUAUUUUAUUAAUGAAUUAUUUUCUUUUGGACAUUCCGUAGUUGAAGCAAAGGCCGGAGUAAGCGAUGGUAAUUUGUU
Molecule: messenger RNA, 863 nt
Organism: Schizosaccharomyces cryophilus OY26
Lineage: Eukaryota; Fungi; Ascomycota; Schizosaccharomycetes; Schizosaccharomycetales; Schizosaccharomycetaceae
Exons: 1
Coding region: 212-427 (71 amino acids)
Source: RefSeq, a predicted model, not a curated record